GUGUGUGCUUGUGCGUGGAAGUUGGAAGUUACCCAAAGUCUUCAGCAAGUCCUGUUUCCAAAUUUCCAUUUCCUCAUGCCACAGUGGCUUCCCAGACUGAUAAAGCAGACGCGAUGAUGUCCGUCCGGCGACACACGAGAGGAUGGACGCGAUGGCUCAGACGCUGGCUGUGCUCCUCCUGCUUAUGGGACCCGUGCGGACGUCCAACUUGAGCCGCUGCUACGAGGAGUGGGAGCUGAGCAAGGUGGCCGGCAGAAAGCUGGCGAGCCACUACCCGCAGCCCCCGGAGCCUCGGGGGGUGGUGGCCCACGACUCCCCCUCCGCGUGCCCCCUGGACCUCUACAUGCAUCACUGGAACCUGGAGGACCGGUCCCUGUCUCCCUGGAGAUAUGUAUGGAGAACCAUGAAGGACCACUACCCGUCCACCUAUGUUGAAGCUCAGUGUCUGUGCUCUGGAUGCAUCAUGAUCAAGAACAAGGGGACCCCUGAGCUGAGCCACGACUACAACUCGGUUCCCGUCAACCAGACCAGGGUGUUUCUGAAGCGGGAGCGCUGCAGUGAUGGGCACAAGUACUACUUGAAGCCCAUCUCUGCAGUGGUGAUGGUGGGCUGCACCUGUGCCAGACCCCGCAUCUCUGUGUAAUGUCACUGCAUUGGGCACACUACAUGAAUGUUGACUGAUGGAUCCCUGGAAUGUGGACAUCACGGGCGUGGGGUCACACAUUCCAAAACAACGCUGUCUAAAUGGGAGUUGACCUUUUUGUUUUUUGCGAUCAUUCCGUCAGACUUCAGAGGCUCAAAGUUUAACGAACCUUGAUUUACCCUAUUUAUUUAUUUAUUUAUUUGUAGUGUUUACAGUGCUGCAUUUCUUGUCUCAAGUACACUGGGUAUUUCCAAAACAGUUUUUUUCAUGAGGAUAUUUAUAUUAGUUAAAAAUGCAGUAGCCCUACUCUGUACUCAUUUUAUCUAUUCUGCAAGGUUUAGAUGAUUCGGAAGUGAAUGAAGAAGAUCUGACAUUGGAAGCUUGUGAAUUUAUGUAUCAAUGCUGAUAUUGUGUUGUUGUUCCAGUGGGACUUGAUCCAGUCAACAGGACUUGUACAGUUAGCUUCUUUCAAGCAAAAAUAAAGACAUUUUCUUUGUGUA
Phyllopteryx taeniolatus (common seadragon) is the source of this 1143-nucleotide messenger RNA. RefSeq names its product interleukin 17c (gene il17c). Gene Ontology annotation, molecular function: cytokine activity. Bases 143 to 643 code for a protein of 166 amino acids. Lineage: Eukaryota; Metazoa; Chordata; Actinopteri; Syngnathiformes; Syngnathidae. The transcript is spliced from 3 exons. The record is from RefSeq and is a predicted model, not a curated record. Gene Ontology annotation, cellular component: extracellular region.